CAGUCGUCGAAAAUCUCUUAAGCAGAGUCGCGGUACGCGAUCAUACGCUGCAAGCACGUUUGAGGCGCGAAAUUAAAAUAAAAAAUUUCAUUUCGUUUUCUUCAAUCCAUUCGGUCAAAUUUUCAAAACUACGCCUCCAACGUAGACGAAAUAAUCCAAAGGAUAAAAAUAAAGACUCCCUUAAAAAUUACUGCAAUAUAUUCGCGACGUUAAGGAAACAAUAGGGGUGCAAUCCCUUAUGUCACUUCGAAAUUGUAGUUUCACCUGUUCAUAAACAUAGUUCAGAGAAAAAUUUCGCGUGCUUCGUAGUACAAGUGAAAAAAUAACUGGAACGAAAUAAUAUAUUUGUGUAAAAAUAAUGGAUGUGCAGAUAAGAUUUCGACCGUUUUCGUUACAAUGAGAUAAACAAUAUUGUUCACUCAGCCAAGUAGGGAAAAAACUUUUCAAUUGAAUUGCAGUAAUAUAAUAAAUAGAAGCGAAUCGCGUGGCUAUACAACGUCGGAAGCUGUAAGGGUUGACGAGAUGAGAUGAAAAUUUCUGCAUAAAAUGAUCUCGUUAAAUUAAAUAUCCAUUGUAUCGUCUCCGAAUGACAUUACCGAUCCCAAGGGUAGUCGGAAUUUCGGUCGCCAGUUUGAACUGAAAUUGGGAUUGGUUGAAAUAAUAUUCCAGUGAAUGAAUGACGCAGUAGCGUAAGGGUGAGAAGGGUGUUGCGGGGUGAAAGGAAGAUUCCAUAGGGGUCGUGGUGUUCCAUCCGGAUCGAUGCAUAGUGCAGUGUGAUCGUGGUGUUUGGUUGUCAAGACAACCGCCAAACUUUAUUUAUACCUAUUAACAUCAUCAUCAUCAUCAUCAUGGAAUAAUAGGCGCAACAGUCAACCGCAUCGGGGUUCAAAAAAUUUCUUCUAAUUUAUCCAAACCCGAAAUCGUGGAGCUCUGAAGAGCCUGAAUCGCUUGCACAAGGAGGGUGAAGAGUUCCUACCCCUCGACGAUGACGUCACACCACACCCCACCCUGGCCUUGAUGCGCCGGAUUCUGGCCGACGCACAGGCAAAACUUCGCGUAAUGGUGGAUGAAAACGCUGCGACGGGUGCCCGGCUCGACGGCGAGCUGGAGCGAGCCCGUGGCGAAUGCGCCACACUCAGAGGAGAACUUCAAAAUGUUCGCGGUGCUCUGGUACUGAACAAUGCGAACGCUAAUAACACCAACGCUAAUCUCAACGCCACCAGUCAAGACGGUGAUGCUCAAAUACAGGAGGACCUGAAACGACUCAGCGCCGGAAGCAGUCCCGUCGAUAAGCGAAGCUCGGCGAGCGACAAGUCCGCAAGCCCGAUAGAAAAACGGGCCAGCCCGGUCGACAGACGGACCAGUCCUAUAGAGAGGCACAACAAUGGCUCGCCGUGUCGCAGUCCGAGCGAGAAGAAUCGACGCCCUUGCGCCCCGGCGCUCGAAAAAACGCGGCUUGGCGGAUCGGGUGGAAGCGUAGAUUCGAGAUCUGGAAGCGCGAGUCCCGACAGAGGAUUCUCCAACAGGGGUAGUUUUCUGCACAGAGGCAACAGCGAACGGUCAAGUGUGGAGAGACUUCGUAUAACUACCGGUCGUGUUACCAAGGACGUAAACGAUCUCGACAAAGAUAGAAACGACAUGGGGGACAGCGACGUUAGGGGAGACGACGACGAACCCCCGGGACCUGCACCCAGCAGCCGACCCACCUCUCCGACGGGUUCUCACGGUAUAGUCGGUGAUCCGGUAGUGGCGUCUCGACUAUCGAAUAUCCACGGUGGCGGCGGUGGAGGCGUCGGAGGGGUCGGAGGUCCCGUGGAGGUCGCCAGCGCCAGAAGAUUACGUUUGGAGAACGAGAGGCUGGUCGCCGAAGUGGCGAGAUUGAGGCGACUGCUGUUGAGCGGGGCUGGCAGAGGUGAAGUCGGAGACGAGGAAGUCGCCCUCGGCGAAGAAGGACGCGUCGUCGCUCUGGAAAUUGAACUUCAACUCGCCCGCGAGGCUCUACAAGUCCUUAAAGCGGAUCGCAAACGAUUGAAGGCCGAAAAAUUUGACCUUUUAAACCAGAUGAAAGAUCUUUACGUGACUCUCGAAGACAAGGAAAGAGAACUGCGUGACUUUAUAAGAAAUUACGAACAGCGGAUGCGGGACAGCGAGGCGAGUCUCGGUCGGUUGCAGCAACAGGGAGCCCUCGUCGGCGGGCCUGGAGAUGAACGGGAACGGGAGAGGGAACGGGAGAGGGAACGUUGGAGUCUUUUGAGAGCGGCGAGGGAUGAGGCCGACAGAAGUCUCAGCCUGGCCGCCAGUCUCGCCGACAAAGAAGCCGCCCUGCUGCACGCCCACGCGACCAUACAGGAGCUGAAACGCCAGCUGAUGGAAAGGGGUGGCGGCGGAGGGACGUGCCUCAGCGAUCAGGAAUCCCUCGUAUCGUUUCCUCGAGGAAGCGUUAACGGCGCGGCUACCCCAGGUGCUGGAAGCAGCAGCGGAAGUGGAAUCCCGCACUUGACCUCCCAACAACCUCUGGGUGUCACGGAAUUAGGGGUAGUUUGCGGCGUGGGUGGUGCCGGGGGCGUCGGCGUCGGGACUGGAAGCGGAGGAGGUCAGGCCGGCGAUCGGGGUAGCUGUAGCGCUGACAGCGGGGUGCGAGGAUCGAGCGACCGCGAAAGCGGGGGGGCGACUAGCGUCGGUGGAAAUUUAUCGGACUCCACGACCGACGGGACUCCAACUAUUACUGUUGAAGGGAGUGGUCUCGACAUGGACAACAUCUCCAUUGUGUCUUCGGUUGCACCACCCCACAUGUAUCAAUCAGCUACUACGCCCAAGGACUGUAGCCCGACUUUGUCACCCUUGAACGCUUUCUCAAGGUCGAUGGAUAACUCCUCGCUCUCGAGAUCGGUCGAACAACUUUCCAGUCCCAUGGAAUCCGAACCGAGAAGAAACAAACAACCGCCACCCGUCGUUGUACCCUCCGCACAUUCAAGGUCUUCGGCUACACGCGGAGGAACGUGGGGAUCCAUUUCAAGAGUGUUUGCUCGAUCGCGUCAUCGAAAAGCGACCAAUUCUACUACUGGAAAUGAUGUCUCCGAAGCUUUCGAUCCGUACAGAUCGUGGUCACCGCUCACCGAGGAGGGUUAUGCAGAAAAAUUACGACUCCUCAGGGAGGCUGCCUCAGUACCCAUGGAAAGAUGGAGAGCACCGACCGUACUGGCCUGGCUCGAAGUCGCCCUCGGAAUGCCUCAGUACGGGCCUCGUUGCGCCGAAAACGUGAAAUCCGGCAAAGUCCUUUUGGAACUGAACGACGCGGAGCUGGACGCUGGCUUGGGAGUGACGCAUCCCUUACACCGGAAAAAGUUACGCCUGGCGAUAGAAGAACAUCGCCACCCUAGCCUGGUACGAUACCCUUGCAUAGCUCAGCUAGGCCACACCUGGGUCAGUUCGGAAUGGCUGCCGGAUUUGGGGCUCGCUCAAUACUCGGAGAGUUUCGCCACGAACAUGGUGGACGCCAGAAUGCUGGAUCACCUGAGUAAAAAAGAACUGGAAAAGUUGUUGGGGGUGACGCGAAAGUCACAUCAAGCCAGCAUAGUCCACGGAAUUCACCUGCUGCGUAUGCUGAACUACGAUCGGCAGGCCUUAGCGGUGAGAAGGCACCAGUGCGAACAGGUGGACGCGGAUCCGUUGGUAUGGACGAAUCAGAGAUUUAUCAGGUGGGCGCGAAACAUCGAUUUGACCGAAUACGCCGAGAAUUUGAAAGACUCCGGUGUUCACGGUGCUCUUGUUGUACUCGAACCCUCCUUCACCGGCGAGAUGAUGGCCACUGCUCUAGGAAUUCCACCUGCCAAACACAUGAUCAGACGUCACCUCACCGCCGAACUCGAAGCUCUUGUACUUCCCGCAAGAGGUCAACUGGAGGUCGUCCCCCGUGGCAGCGUCGGGAGCAGACCGGUUAGCACCGUCAGCGCUGGGGGAAGUUUGGGUCGUGGAAACCGAGCCUUUCAUCUUCAGCAUCACCAAAGUUCCCUGUCGGCACUGCACAUGGCGGCCAACCAUAACAGCAACACCGUCGACCGUAGAAGAUCCAGUUUAAGGACCUGCAGCCUUCUUCACUUGAAAAAGUUGUCGUGGAGGAGCUCUCAGGGAUCGCUGAGCAGAGCACUCGGUCUCCGUCCCCGUAGCGAGAAAGCGUCGCCGUCGUCAUCUUCGGACACCGGAAGUCUGGUCAGCCAGUGCCAGUACAUGCAACACGGGAGCAUCGGAAGUCGCGGAGGUUCGCCACCCCCGCCACAAUUACCGCCGAGACCUUCGGCCGGAAAACGACAUCGACGUGUGAAAAGUAUCGGGGAUAUCGAAUACAUAAGUAGCGUAGCGGUCAGCACACCCGUCUGACAGGAGGACAAGGCCCGACACCCAGGGCCAUAUCGAAGCCUCAGCGAACGGGGUCAUUCGCCAUCGCAGUCAUCACAUUAUGGCUCGUAUUCCGGGUACAGUAACGUACUCCAAACAGGCAGCGAGUCGCAAUAUUACGCGUCUCCGAGUAGCCUUUACGGAUAUCCACUGAGGAGCGGUGGUUGCUACUCACCGCAGAGUCCGGAUGGUAAUUUUCCAUCGGGGGUACGCCACUAUGGAAGUUUGGCGGAGGAGGCUUGGCCUUCUGUUGCCAAAGAGCCGGGUAACAUUUCCAAGGUGAAUUCGAAGAUGGAUUACUACUUUGCUUGAAAAUUUAGAGUCGAGUCCCGAAAACUGUCAAGCCUACUUUGAUAUCCCUGUCGGAGAGAAUGCGAGGGGACCGUCUGAUCGGUCGUUCUAUCCUUUUCGAUGAAACGAGCAUUCUUAGGUCAAAGUAUCGAAACUCUAAGGAUCUCAUUGUGUCUGAUAACCCAACGUGUUGUUGAACACUUGAAGUAUCGCAGAUUUUCAUUCGACGGCGGUUGAAAAUUGGAAAAUGAAACGAAAAAAAAAGUGCCAAAAAAGAUGAAAACCGGUGAACCGGUGAUGAAGAUAAUAUCAUGACAUGCUAGUUUCUAUUCCACGGCUAACGAUAUCCUACGUGAUAAAUUCAGUCGUCUGCUAAUUUUUCAGGAUGGAAGAGAUCGUAAGUAGAUGUAGGUGAGCAUACAGUACUACUUUGACUCCAUAGCCUUUUCCGAAGCAUAAUUACAAUAGCUAUUCUCCUCACCUGCGUAUACAAAGAACGUACACGUCAUCCUUCGUUGUCCCUAGCAGCUAUCGGUGUGAAAUAAUAAUGUAUUCCAAGAUUCGGGCAUUUUACCAAUAAUGUAUGUAUAGCAGCCCAAUUUCAUGUAAUUGUAAUUAUGUAUUGAAGUCAAGUAUUAAAGACUAAACGGAAUCCGUAUCAGACGUUCAAAAAUAUAGAUACAUAUAAUAUGAAGAUAGCUACUAUAAAUUCGUAGUGUUUAUUAUAAAUUUCAACUAUCCUCUGUCUAUCACGUGAUUGCCUAUCACAAAACGGGAUGGUCAACAUCCGACGAAGUUAUUUAUUCUAAUUAUUAUGGUCCAGUACAACCGUCAUCGAUAAACUCGUCAUCAUUUUAAAUCGAAUUAAUGUAACAUAUUUUGAAGGUAACACCGCUUACGAAUUUUUUUUUUUUUUUUGAAAUAUGUGAUUUAAUUAUAAUUCAAUCGCGGUAUUGGACAUCAAUAUUUUCGUUGACGAAUCUCAAUGAGUUUAUACAAAAUUAUGAUUGCGAUUCCGUGGCGAGAAUUACUGGAAUACCGGAGGAAAGUAUUAUCGCCAUUUUGUUGGGGAAAUGGGAGAUUAAUACGAUAGUUAAGCGUCUAUAAAUAAUUGAAUGAACAAAUUUCACGUACCUAAGUAAUUUAUUUCGCUAAAUUAAUUAAGGUUUAAAUUAUUAUAUUAUUUAUUUGGAUGCAUUAAAAAGCGGGCGCCAUUGUGUUCACAGUAAGAAAUUGGAAAUAAAAUAAAAUGAAUAUGAACACCCUGCACAAUCUAAGGAGGUGUCCUAGCUACGUGUUUAGGAUAAUAAUUUAUUGAUGGUGAACAAAAAAAAAAAAAAAAACAUACUCGACACGAAUAAACGUUCGAAUGAUGAUAAAUACGGUAUUGAAAAUUGUAAAUGUGCUCAAAACGUAAUGUACAUAUUUGUGUGAGCAGCUGUACCUAAUAUCAAAAAUAAAACGGACAUUAUGUAUCCA
Messenger RNA from Athalia rosae (coleseed sawfly), 6165 nucleotides. It is a transcript of the gene Liprin-gamma, whose product is annotated as kazrin. Lineage: Eukaryota; Metazoa; Arthropoda; Insecta; Hymenoptera; Athaliidae. The record is from RefSeq and is a predicted model, not a curated record. The coding region runs from base 1018 to 4377 and encodes 1119 amino acids. The transcript has 17 exons. Gene Ontology annotation, molecular function: protein binding.